AUGCCUACUCCAGCCAAGCUCGUGCCCACAGCAGUCUCGGCCCUCCGCGUGAGCAGGCACCCGAUCCCGGCCCACGCCCGCAUCCCCAACACCAGCAUCCAGAACAAGCCCGUGCUCAUCUACCACGGCGCCUUCCCGGCCGGCGACGCCACCACGGCGUCGGGCAUCGAGGCCCACCUCUCCGCCGUCGGCGUGGUGGCCCCGCAGUGGUGCUACACCAUGUACAGCACGACGCACUUCCACUCCACCACCCACGAGGUCCUCUGUAUCAGCCGGGGCCGGGCGCGCCUCUGCCUCGGGGGCGAGGACAACCCGGGCCGCGUGGAGCCCGUGGUCGGCCGCGGGGACGUCUUGGUGCUCCCCGCCGGCGUGGGCCACCGCCUGCUCGAGGACAUGGGAGGGUUCGAGAUGGUCGGCAGCUAUCCCGUCGGGUGCAGCUGGGAUAUGUGCUACGGGAAGGAGGGCGAGGAGGGCAAGGUGCAGGGGAUCAAGGACAUCCCGUGGUUCAGUGCAGAUCCUAUCUAUGGCGAGAAGGGACCUGCGAUGGACCUCUGA
Thyridium curvatum is the source of this 555-nucleotide messenger RNA. RefSeq lists its product as uncharacterized. NCBI's taxonomy places the organism in Eukaryota, Fungi, Ascomycota, Sordariomycetes, Thyridiales, Thyridiaceae. The record is from RefSeq and is a predicted model, not a curated record. The coding region runs from base 1 to 555 and encodes 184 amino acids. The transcript has a single exon.